Peromyscus leucopus (white-footed mouse) is the source of this 2124-nucleotide messenger RNA. RefSeq names its product arylsulfatase A (gene Arsa). The coding region runs from base 443 to 1966 and encodes 507 amino acids. Lineage: Eukaryota; Metazoa; Chordata; Mammalia; Rodentia; Cricetidae. The transcript has 8 exons. Gene Ontology annotation, molecular function: arylsulfatase activity. The record is from RefSeq and is a predicted model, not a curated record.
CGUAUCCCAGACGGCCUGAGACCGACGCUGUCUAUGACCAGUUCCUCCUCUGUUCUGAACCGCCCUCGUCCCAUGGCGCCGGAGCCCCCCCGGGUCAAUGUGAAGUGACGUCUGCUCCUGAUCCCAAGCCUGUGCUGGGACCUCUGGGUGAACAGGGUCAGAUCCCCGCGCGUGAAUCUAAAGAAGCCCUGGUCCUUUAGGGGCCCUGUGGAGUUACACCCCAGGCCACCACCUCCCGAGUUCUGACAGAUUCGCUGGAGCUUCAGAAAGUGGGCCUUCUGAUAGAAGGAGUCUUGGGGGUCUGGGGGCUCAGGGGAGAAGGAAGACUGGGCCUGGGACUUCAGGCGAGGGCUGGCCUGGUGGCUCAGGGAACGAACCUGCUGGAAUCGCUCCGCCUUUCCUACCAAGGGUCUGAAGAAACAGGCCCUUCUGUAUCUCUGCCAUGGGGGCCCUGGAGGCCUUCUUUUUGGCAUUGGCUGCAGGCCUGAGCACUGCCAGCCCACCUAACAUCGUGCUGAUCUUUGCUGAUGACCUAGGCUAUGGGGACCUAGGCUCCUAUGGGCACCCCAGUUCCACCACCCCCAACCUGGAUCAGUUGGCUGCAGGGGGGCUGCGGUUCACAGAUUUCUAUGUGCCUGUGUCUCUGUGCACACCAUCUCGGGCUGCCCUCCUGACUGGCCGGCUCCCAGUUCGAACAGGCAUGUACCCUGGAGUUCUGAGGCCCAGCUCUCAAGGGGGCCUGCCCCUGGAGGAGGUGACUCUGGCUGAGGUCCUAGCCGCUCGAGGCUAUCUUACAGGGAUGGCUGGCAAGUGGCAUCUUGGAGUGGGGCCAGAGGGGGCCUUCCUGCCCCCACAUCAGGGCUUCCAUCGAUUCCUGGGCAUCCCAUAUUCCCAUGACCAGGGUCCUUGUCAGAACCUAACCUGCUUCCCACCAGACACUCCCUGCAGUGGUGGCUGUGACCAAGGCCUGGUUCCCAUCCCGUUACUGGCCAACCUGUCUGUGGAGGCCCAGCCCCCUUGGCUGCCUGGACUAGAAGCCCGUUAUGUGUCUUUCUCCCGAGACCUCAUGGCUGAUGCCCAGCGCCAGGGCAAACCGUUCUUCCUGUACUACGCUUCCCACCACACCCACUACCCACAGUUCAGUGGAGAAAGCUUCACAGAGCGCUCAGGCCGUGGGCCAUUUGGGGACUCCUUGAUGGAGCUGGACGGAGCUGUAGGGGCCUUGAUGACAGCAGUGGGGGACCUAGGUCUGCUCGGAGAGACACUGGUCAUCUUCACUGCAGAUAAUGGUCCUGAGUUGAUGCGUAUGUCCAAUGGUGGCUGCUCUGGCCUCUUGAGAUGUGGAAAAGGAACAACUUUUGAAGGUGGUGUCCGAGAACCUGCCUUGGCCUUCUGGCCAGGCCACAUUACUCCUGGUGUGACCCACGAGCUGGCCAGCUCUCUGGACCUGCUGCCCACCUUGGCAGCUCUGACCGGGGCUCCGCUGCCCAAUAUUACCUUGGAUGGUGUUGACCUCAGCCCCUUGCUACUAGGCACAGGCGAGAGCCCACGGAAGUCUGUCUUCUUCUACCCGCCCUACCCAGACGAGAUCCACGGGGUCUUUGCUGUGCGAAGUGGGAAAUACAAGGCUCAUUUCUACACCCAGGGUUCUGCCCACAGUGACACCACUGCGGACCCCGCCUGCCACGCUGCCAGCCCUCUGACCGCUCAUGAGCCCCCACUACUCUAUGACCUGUCCGAGGACCCUGGCGAGAACUACAACCUUCUGGAAAGCAUGGAAGACAUCUCUGCAGAAGUCCUACAAGCUCUGAAGCACCUCGAGCUGCUCAAGGCCCAAUAUGAUGCAGAUAUGACCUUCAGCCCCAGCCAGAUAGCCAGGGGUGAGGACCCUGCCCUACAGAUCUGCUGUCAGCCCAGCUGCUUUCCCCACCCAAUCUGCUGCAGCUGCCCCGACGCCCAGAUCUGAGGAUCCUGAAGAAAUCACAGCGGUCCCCCCCAAGGGUAGCCCAGGACCCCUAGCCCUAUCCUAAGUGUGUGAUGGUUCACCAGAGGGGCGGGGGCAAGUGUGUAGUUUGUAUCUGGUAAUGUAAUAACAUCAGACUUGCAGGUGUGCUAAUUCAUCUA